ACGUUAAAAAACUAUCAUAAAUAACUACCGUCACGGUUGCAUAAAUAUAUUGUUUCAGGUGUCAUUUGGAUAUGUUAAAUAUUUGAAGUGCUCAAAAUUAUUUUUUAAUAUUACAAAUAUUUAGCAGUGCGUAGUAUUUAGUUCGAACUACUCUUCGAUAAAAAGCUUAAAAAUUGCAAAUGCAUCAAGUUUCAAUAUGAAGAGCUUUACAUUACUAAUAUGUGGUCUAAUUUUGAUCGCACGUGGUCAUUGUCUCACCGAGGAUGAGAUGACAAAAGUACUGGAAGAUUACAAUAAAAGCUCUCAAAAGUAUUGCAAUAAGCAAGUGAAAGCUGAUUGGGAUUUUCAAACUGAUGUUGAAAAUGAGGAAAAACGAAAGGCGGCGGACGCAGCUAAUGUUGAAUACGCGAAAUUUCAAUUGGAUUGGUUCGAAAAGGUGUUCAAAGAUGCAAAUCCAGAAAAUUUUGGAAAGAUGAACAGACGUCAAUUGAAACAACUUCAAAACAUUGGAACAUCAAUCUUGUCUGAAAAUCAGUUGGAUGAGUUCAAUAAAGUCGUUGGUCAAAUGACACAAAUUUACAGCUCGGCAACAAUAUGUCCUAAAGAAAAGCCUGUAUGUGAAGAUGACGAAAGACUUGCAUUGAAUCCAGAUAUUGAAAAAAUUCUUGCUGAUUCACGUGAUUAUGAUGAAUUACUUCAUGUAUGGAAUGAAUGGCACUCAAAUAGUGGCAAACGCAUGUUAAAAGAGUACAAGCAGUAUGUCCGUUUGAUGAAUAUAGCGGCUGAAGAAAAUAAUUUUACUGAUGCCGGCGAAAUGUGGAGAGAUAAAUACGAAGAUCCAAAUCUUGUGGAGACGGUUGAUCGCUUAUGGAAUGAUAUUGAGCCAUUAUACAAUGAGUUACAUACAUAUGUUCGUCAUAAAUUGGGUCAAAUGUACUCAACUCAUUUGAAUAAGGAUGAUCCAAUGAUUCCAGCACAUAUACUCGGUAAUAUGUGGGCACAAGAUUGGAGCAAUCUAUAUCAGGAACUGAAGCCUUUUAAACAUGCAUCUUUGGUAGAUGUGACACAAAAAAUGAAAGAACAAGGCUAUACUGCCAAAAAAAUGUUCCAAAUGUCCGAUGAGUUUUAUAUGAGUCUCGGACUUCCAACGAGCAACAUGAGUUAUGGUGAGAAGGCCGUUAUCGAGAAUCCCGAAGGAGUUGUAAUUGUGUGUCAUGCUUCCGCUUGGGAUUUUUGCGAUGCCGAAGACUUUCGAAUUAAGCAAUGUACUGAAAUAACAAUGGGAGACUUUGUAACAGUUCACCACGAAAUGGGUCACAUCAUGUAUUACAUUCUCUACAAAAAUCAACCGUUAGUUUUGCGAACGGGCGCUACUCCAGCUUUCCACGAAGCUGUAGGUGAUACAAUCGCCAUGAGUGUUAGCUCGCCAAAACAUUUGCAGGCGAUUGGACUUUUAACAGAUUAUGAGGACUCGGAAGAAGACAAUAUUAAUGCCCUCUUUAGUAUGGCCUUGGAGCGUCUUGCAUUCUUACCUUUCGGACUUCUUGUGGAUAAAUGGAGAUGGGAUGUUUUCAGUAAUGUUGUUACGGAAAAUGAAUGGAACUCACAUUGGUGGCAUUUACGUGAAAAAUAUCAAAAGGUCACACGACCAGUAAAAAGUGAAACAGACGAUUUCGAUCCGGGAUCUAAAUAUCAUAUUCCAAAUAACUCGCAGUACAUUGCAUAUUUCAUGGCGCAUCUUUUGGAAUUCCAAAUGUAUAAAGCAUUGUGUAUUGAUGCAGGAGAAUAUGAUCCAAAUAAUCCUAUGUCAGAGCCGUUACACAAAUGUGACUUUUAUAAAAACCAUAAGGCUGGUGACAGAUUGAAAAAAGGGUUGUCCUUAGGUUCAUCUGAUGAUCCCCAUGUAGCUUUGAAAGCUUUGACAAACGAAGACGAAAUCAACGCUUCAGCUCUUUUGGAAUAUUUCAAGCCACUGUUUAAAUUCUUACAAGAAGAAAAUCAGAAAAUUAAGGAAGAACGAAUGACUGAAAUUCUUGAAGAAUAUGAUACUAAGAUUACAGCAAUGUGCAAUAAAGUCCAAAAUGCCGAUUGGGAUAAAACAACUGAUUUAGCAAAUGACGAAAAGAAGAAAAUUUACGAAGAAGCUGUGCUUGAAAACGCAAAGCUUAAAAAAGAGUAUUACGAGAGGUAUUUCAAAGGACAAAAUCCAGAUGACUAUGAAGACCUAUCUGUAAAGCGUCAAAUUAUGCAAGUUAAUACAUUAGGAGUUGAUACUUUAAAUGAAAAUGAUUUGAAAAACUUAACAGAAGUAAUUGACAAAAUGUCUACGACGUACGGUCAAGCCAAAAUAUGUCCAUAUAAAAUACCGAAUUGCAAAGAAGAGGAAAAACUAUCAUUGGAUCCAGAUUUGUACAAAAUUCUAGCAGAAUCAACGGAUGCUGAUGAAAUGAAAUAUAUAUGGCAGGCUUGGCGAGAAGCUUCAGGUAAGCUUAUGCGCGAUGACUACGGAAAGUAUGUAGAGUUAGUAAAUGCAGCUGCAACUAAAAAUCAGCGCAAUGAUUAUGGAGAACUUUGGCGAGAAGCUUAUGAAUACGAUAAUUUAACUGCAUCUCUUGAACGCAUGUGGAAACAAGUGGAGCCUCUAUACGAUGAACUCCAUUUUUAUGUAAAAACAAAAUUAUCCGCAAUUUACUCCGAAGUAAGUGUGCUUGAUGAUACAAUGCCAGCACACCUUCUUGGCAAUAUGUGGGCCCAAUCAUGGGUCAAUCUUUACGAGAAAAUACGUCCAUUUGAAAAUGCCACAGAUAUCGACGUUACAGAGGCUAUGCAAGGAAUGUCACGGCUCGAAAUGUUCCAAAUGUCCGACAAGUUUUUCCAAGGAUUAGGUUUGGAGUCAAAUGAGAUGAGUUACACUGGUCUUUCGAUUAUUGAAAAGCCAUCAGAUCGAGAAAUUCAAUGUCACGCAAGUGCAUGGGAUUUUUGUGAUGGAAAGGACUUUAGAAUUAAAAUGUGCACAAAUAUUAACAUGGUUGACCUCAUUACAGUGCACCACGAAAUGGGCCACAUUCAAUACUUUAUCUUAUACAAAGAUCAACCUAACGUUCUCAGAAAUGGAGCAAAUCCAGCAUUUCAUGAAGCUGUUGGUGAUACUAUAGCUUUAAGUGUUAGCACUCCGCAACAUUUGACAAAAGAAGGUUUAAUUAAGGAAUAUGAGCCCUCUUUUGAGAACGACAUCAAUGCAUUAUUUAAGAUGGCACUUGAGCGUGUUGCAUUUUUACCGUUUGGAUAUUUGAUUGAUAAAUGGCGUUGGGAUGUCUUUAGUGGUGCUGUAGAACAACAGAAAUGGAAUGAACAUUGGUGGAACUUGGUUAAGCAAUAUCAAAAAUUAGUACCACCAGUUUCUCGUGGCGAAGAAUAUUUUGAUCCUGGAGCAAAGUACCAUGUCCCCGCAAAUUCUCAGUAUAUUGCGUACUUUAUUGCACACAUAUUGGAAUUCCAAAUGCAUCGUGGCCUGUGUAUUGCAGCGGGUCAGUACGACCCGAAGGAUCCUAUCGAAGCGCCUUUACAUCACUGUGAUAUUGAUGAUAGUAAAGAAGCCGGAAUGAGAUUGCGUGCCGGAUUGGAACUUGGGUUGAGUAAACAUUGGUCCGAGGCUCUCAAAGCAAUGACAAACGAAACGGAAGUAACAGGAGAUGCUUUAAUGGAGUACUUUGCUCCUUUGUACGAUUUCCUUGUGCAAGAGAACAAGAAAGGACGUGAAGCUCAAAUGCAGUCCAUUCUUAAGGAACAUGAUAUUGAGUCAAGUAUUAUGCUGAACAAACUCGUGACAGCUGAUUGGGAUGUUGCAACUGAUGUCAAUAAUGUUGAGAAACAAAAAAAACUAGCAGAAGCUACAUUGGAAAGUGCUCAAUUUGCUCGUAAAAAGUUUGAAAAGUAUUUUGCGAAUGUUGAUAUUGAUAGCUAUGAAAAUCCAAAAACAAAACGUCAAUUGAAAUAUUUGACAAAAUUAGGACUAGAUAUUUUAAAUGACAAUGACUUGAAAGACCUUACAGAAACAAAGAAUCGUAUGCAAAACGUCUAUAAUACAGCAAAAAUAUGUCCAUAUAAGAAACAGGAAUGUAAUUUGGAAGAAGAGGGACUAAGUUUAGACCCAGAGAUUACAGAGCUAUUGGCCACAUCCACUGACUACGAAGAACAAAAGUGGCUAUGGGAACAGUGGCAUUCUAAAUUUGGUGUAUCAUCUGGUGUUCGAAAAGAUUUUGAGAAUUAUGUUAACUUGGUGAAUAAGGGUGCUAUGGCUAACAAUUAUGCAGACAAUGGAGAAAUGUGGCGUGAGAUGUAUGAAGACGAAAACUUUAUUGAAAACAUAGAAAAGCUUUGGACACAAGUUGAAGGUUUAUAUGAUGAACUGCAAAAGUAUAUGCAGCGAAAACUGAUGAGCAUAUACAAAGACAAAAUGAACGCAGAAGAUGUUCUCUUACCAGCACAUUUACUGGGUAAUAUGUGGGCACAAUCAUGGGGAAAUUUGUACGAAAGGACUAAGCCAUUUGCUAAUGGUGCUUUGAUAGACGUUUCACAUGCAAUGGUUGAGCAAAAUUAUACUGCGAAAAAAAUGUUUGAAAUGUCUGAUGAAUUUUUCAAGAAUUUGGGUUUAGAAUCUAAUAAGAUGAGUUACACAGGAAAUUCCAUGAUUGAAAAGCCAUCGGAUCGCGAAGUUGCUUGUCAUGCGAGUGCUUGGGACUUUGCUGAUGGCGAAGAUUUCCGAAUCAAAAUGUGCACAAAAGUGAACAUGGAAGAUUUUAUAACAGUUCAUCAUGAAAUGGGUCACAUCCAAUACUUUAUACUGUAUAAGGAACAGCCCAAUGUUUUCCGAACUGGAGCUAAUCCAGGUUUUCAUGAAGCGGUAGGAGACACAAUUGCAUUGAGUGUCAGUACUCCUAAACAUUUGAAAAAGAUUGGCUUAUUAACUGACUACGAAGAUUCCUAUGAAAAUGACAUUAAUUCAUUGUAUCAAAUGGCACUUGAACGUGUUGCCUUCUUGCCCUUUGGAUAUUUGAUAGACAAAUGGCGUUGGGAUGUCUUUAGUGGUGCUGUAAAGCAAGAGAAUUGGAAUGAACAUUGGUGGAACUUACGUAAAAAGUAUCAAAAAAUUCAACCACCGGUCGAAAGAACUGAAGAUGAUUUUGAUCCUGCAGCAAAGUUCCAUAUUCCAGCUGACUCCCAAUACAUUGCAUAUUUUGUUGCACAUAUUUUAGAGUUUCAGAUGCAUCGAGCACUUUGUAUUGCUGCUGGUGAAUACGAUCCACAAAAUCCUAAAAAAGCUCCCUUACAUCACUGCGAUAUUGAUGAGUCAAAAGAAGCUGGUAAAAAGUUGCGUGCUGGCUUAAAACUGGGAUUGAGUGAACAUUGGACUGUAGCCUUAAAAGAAAUGACUGGCGAUGAAGAAAUCAAAGCGGAUGCUAUUCUUGAAUAUUUUGCUCCAUUGAGAGAAUUCUUGGAAGAAGAAAACAAAAAGCCAAUUGAGGAACCGGAGGAACCAGAACCAAGUCAAUUAGUUCCAAUCGUUGUAGGAUCUGUUGUUGGAGGAUUGUUACUAAUUGGCCUGGUGACUUUCUUAUUCAUUCAUUUCAAGAACAAGAACAAAACUUCACAACUCCCUACACCAGUGCCUGCAAGCAAAAACUAACACGGGAACAACGUGUAUUUCAUCAUAAUAUUCAAUUAAUAAAACUUUUGAUUAUUUUAAA
Messenger RNA from Culicoides brevitarsis, 5747 nucleotides. RefSeq names its product angiotensin-converting enzyme-like. Gene Ontology annotation, molecular function: peptidyl-dipeptidase activity; metallopeptidase activity. Lineage: Eukaryota; Metazoa; Arthropoda; Insecta; Diptera; Ceratopogonidae. The coding region runs from base 197 to 5686 and encodes 1829 amino acids. The record is from RefSeq and is a predicted model, not a curated record. The transcript is spliced from 8 exons. Gene Ontology annotation, biological process: proteolysis. Gene Ontology annotation, cellular component: plasma membrane.